AUGUUUGAAGUUAAUCUCACCGUCGGAGAAGUUGCGGGUCUUAUCUCUGGGUGCAUCUCACUUCUCCACAUAUUGAUUCCCCUACUCUUUGCGUUUGUUUUGGUCGGCAUCGUCCGCGACCGCUCCUUCGACGCCGUCACAUGGUCCUCGAUCAGCCAUCUCCUCCAGAGUUCGUGGUGGCCGUUGCUGCUGCAGAGCGAUGGCGCCGCGGGUAACUUUACGGGCAAAAUGGUCCGCUGGCGCGUCUUUGGCAUCUCCCUAACCGUGACUCUGGCGACCGUGUGUCUUGUCGUCGCAAACUUUCUCACCCCGAAGCCGCUCUUGGAGAAGAUUAAUCCGUCUCGUGGACUGCAUGACGUCGAGUUCUUUUACGUCCCAGACCCCUCGUACUACGGCAUGGCGACCCUGGACCGACAGGGCGUCAAUAGACGGUGCGGCUGGCAGAAAUGGAUGGACUGCCCGCACUCCAUCUACGACGACCCGGCGGUCAGGAACCAAUACCCGAACCACACGGUGAUCAACUCGACGAUUCCCGACGUGACGCGAGAUCUCUUUACCAGCGGGACCAAGAUCGGCACAGUCGCCAACCUUCUCGACAUCGAGUUCCGCGCCUACAACCUCGUCAACAACUGGUACGUGGACAACAACGCCAGCCGGGCGGUGGGACGUCUCGAGGUGCUCCCAUCCAUGAUCCUCAACGAGGGCUAUCACCUGGUGAACGGGCUGAUCAUCGACGCGUUCAGUGGCGGCGUCGGCAUCCGCAACCACACCGUGCCCGGCGGGCUCGAGCUCGGAGCCACCUGGACGGAGGACAUUCUCUGGAUCGUCCCGGAGACGCGGUGCACCAACACGAACCUGAGCCUGCACUUCUCCGUCAACGCCAACGCCUCCAACUCCAUGUCCGGCGACGACGGCUUUUUACGGGAUGACGGCGGCUUCGCCGACAUUCCCGCCUCGAUCCCCUCGCCGCGCUGGAACGACGCCGACGACAAGUGGAAGGACGUCGGGCCCACGCCGCAGCUGAAGCGCAGCGCCGACAUCCUCGCCUGGUGGAACAACCAGUUCGUCGCGCAGGUGCUCAACAUCUCCACCUCCGAACGCGGGGACGUGUACGCGGGCCAAUUCAACACGUUUGGCUACCUCAGCGAGCCCGGCGCCAUCAAGAUCAGUAGCGUGGACGGCAUGUUCCUCGACGAUAUCUAUUACAAGAGGCAGGCGACGCUGGAGUCCAAGUUUAAAGAUUACGGAACCCGCUGCAGCGGCUACUACGACGACGACCCCAGCGUCCCCGCCAAAGCCUUCAUGCAGUGCGGCUACCUGUACAGCAUCCCGCAGCCAGAGAACGUCCUCGGGACCGGGCAAUCCUGGCGCCCGGACCCGGGCUCCCCCUGGACGCAGAACCUGUACACGUGCGCCAGCGCCGUGGCCGCGACGGUCAAGGAGGUGACGUUCCGCGCGAACGGGAGCGUCGCACUCGACGCGUUGCAGGUCGUCGGGGUGCGGGACAAGAAUUAUACAGAUUCCAAGAGUUUACCGCGGUGGGGAAUCGAGAAGGUCGACCCGGCCGCGUACAAGGUCUGGGACGUGUACAGGUUCUGGGGCCUCGUGGAUGAAUCACACCAGGGGAACGAGGACGUCGACGUCCACCGCGCGGCAAAAAUCUAUCUCCCCGCGGCGGUGCGCGGCACGACCCUAGGGAACCACAUGUACGACUCGUUCGCGGCGGGGGGGGUCUUCACCGCCGCGUGGAACAGCAUCUACUCGUACGCGGCGGCGUUGGGUGAUGUGAAUGAGAAUUCUAUUCCAAACUACAGCGGCAAAUCCAACUACGGGCUGACGCUCAAAUGGCGCCAGCUCAUGUCCCAGUCGACCGGUGGCGCCGAGACGCUGAUGAAUCUGAUUUGGACGGACCUGAUCGGCUUCGCCAUCGUGGGCACGCGGACGGGGUUUGAAGGGAUGGGGUCCAUGGCGUCGGUGACGGAGCACAACGCCGACGAUUUCGCCAACGCGGUCGGACUGCGCCAGGCGCACCGGUACGAGCGGUCCAUCGCGUACGAGGACCUGCGGUACGCGAUCCCGGCGUUCGUGGUCGGCGCCGUCUUCGUCGUCACCCUGCUCGCGUCGCUGCUCAUCUGCUGCGUCCAGCCCCGCGUCUGGGCCGCCCUCAACCACUACACCAAGCAGACCAGCAUGGGUAGGGCCGUCACGCAGGUCAUGCUGCGCGGUGGACCGAACGAGAUCGCCCCCACGGCGAGCACGAAACGCUGGGCCAAACGGGCCAGAUUGGUCGUCUUGCCGGUCCCGCCGCUGCCGCCACCUCUAGAAUCACCGGAGGAGGGAUCGCCGCACAAGAAGGCUGGUUCUACCUCGUCGUCUCCUCUUUCUUCGAGGUACAGCCUUGUCGAAGACGAGGCAUUGAGCCGUCCAGGAAGAAGGACCACUCUGCCGUUGCCGGGAUUCGCAAUGAUGAGAUCCCCAAGGGACAACAACGCCGGUCUGCGGACCCAGGUCGCAUACACGGCCAUGGUAGAGCGAGUGGCUCAUGAUCACGGAUGA
Fonsecaea nubica is the source of this 2556-nucleotide messenger RNA. RefSeq lists its product as hypothetical. The coding region runs from base 1 to 2556 and encodes 851 amino acids. NCBI's taxonomy places the organism in Eukaryota, Fungi, Ascomycota, Eurotiomycetes, Chaetothyriales, Herpotrichiellaceae. The transcript has 5 exons. The record is from RefSeq and is a predicted model, not a curated record.